AGGCGGAGAGAGAGAGAAAAGUAAGAAAGGGAAUGAAAAAAUCAGAUCGAACUUAGUUUUGACGUCCGCAAGGACUAUUCUCUCUCUCUCUUUUCAUCUUCUUCCCCUCUCUCUCUCUGAAAGAUACAGCGAAGAAACAGAAGACAAAAUUGUGAGCAAAACAAAAGGUACAAAGUUAAUUUAAAAAAAAAAACAAUUUUUGUAGGAAGACAGAGAGAAUUGUUUUAGUUUCUUUUUGGGUUAUCCCGAAACCCUAGAAGAUGAAGAAGAACAACAAGUUCCUUUCUUUAGCUUUCUUCUACUGAUUUUCUCUCUCUCUCUCAAGUUGUAAUCUAUCCAUCGAGAUAAACAGAGCUAGCUAGAUAUCUCCGAUUCUCAGAUUCUUCAAAUUAAGCUCUUUGUGCUGAGUUGGAAAGGAGUAGACUUUGUUCAUUUCGGAUCUGGCGAUUUUUCCAAUUCGGAGCUCUCCUUUGCUCUAGAAUGGUCCUCCAUACGGAAUCUCACCACUCAGAUUCAGCUCCGAAGCUUAUCAUUAGUCAAGUUUCUACUUCAUUGUGCAUUAUUGGAGACACCUUUGCUCCUCCAACACAGAGCUGAGGCUUUAUACUUCUUAUCCAGACCGUGAAAAAAUCAUCUGUUCUGUCUUACUUGCUUCUUUUAUUUAUAUAUUUAUUCUGGGGGAGUAUGGUACCAUCAGAGGCGCCAAAUCCUGUUGGCGGUGGCGGCGGCGGCGGCGAAAAUGUUCAGACAGGAGGAGCUCCUCUUCCUUCACAACCAGCAUUUCCUCAGUUCAGUAACAACAACAUGAGCAUGAGUAUGCCAAACAUCUCUUCCCUCCUCAACAACAACAACAACAACCAUUCUUUCGUAAACGGCGGCGGUGGGGCCGAGUCUGACCCUCUCUCUAGCGUCGGGUUCAGUGGUCUGUCAUCUUUCAACGCGGCUAUGGUUUCGCCAAGCUCGUCUGCUGGUCAAGUUCACGGUCACCAAUUCUCAAACGUUUCGGCUAACCAGUUGCUGGCUGAGCAGCAACGGAAUAAGAGAAUGGAGCCUCAUAAUUUUCAACAUGCUCAGCACUCAAUGCAGCAACAACAGCAGCAGUUUCCGACAGUUCGUGGAGGUGUGGGACCUGUCAAGUUGGAACCUGGUCAGGUCUCUAACGACCAGCAGCAGCAACAGAAAAUGUUGAGAAACCUAGGAUCGGUUAAGUUGGAACCGCAGCAACUUCAGGGAAUGAGAAGCAUGGCCCAAGUGAAAAUGGAGCCUCAACAACAUUCAGAGCAGUCAUUGUUUCUUCAACAACAGCAGCAGCAGCAGCAGCAGAGGCAACAACAACAACAGCAGCAGUUUCUUCAAAUGCCUGGGCAAUCUUCUUCGCAGGCUCAAAUGAAUAAUAUAUUUCAGCAGCAGAGACUUAUGCAACUUCAACAACAGCAACAACUCCUCAAAUCAAUGCCUCAACAACAACAACGUCCGCAGUUACCGCAGCCUCUGAGGCCACCUACGAAACCAGUGUAUGAACCCGGCAUGGGUGCUCAGCGUCUUACACAGUAUAUGUACCGACAACAACAUAGGCCUGAAGACAAUAACAUUGAGUUCUGGAGAAAAUUUGUAGCUGAGUUCUUUGCUCCUAAUGCCAAGAAGAGAUGGUGCGUUUCUAUGUAUGGCAGUGGCCGGCAAACAACUGGCGUUUUCCCUCAGGAUGUGUGGCACUGUGAGAUAUGCAACCGAAAGCCUGGACGUGGUUUUGAGGCAACCGCCGAAGUCCUCCCGCGGCUUUUCAAGAUUAAGUAUGAAAGUGGGACUUUGGAAGAACUUUUAUAUGUGGAUAUGCCAAGGGAAUCUCAGAAUUCAUCUGGUCAAAUUGUCCUGGAGUACGCAAAAGCAACACAAGAGAGUGUAUUUGAGCAUCUUCGUGUUGUUCGUGAUGGCCAACUUCGAAUUGUUUUCUCCCCUGAUCUUAAGAUAUUCUCUUGGGAAUUUUGUGCUCGGAGACAUGAAGAGCUUAUUCCACGAAGGCUUUUGAUACCUCAGGUUAGUCAGCUUGGAUCAGCAGCUCAGAAAUAUCAACAAGCCGCUCAAAACGCAACAACAGAUUCUGCUCUUCCAGAGUUACAAAAUAAUUGCAACAUGUUUGUUGCAUCUGCUAGACAGUUGGCAAAGGCCCUGGAAGUACCACUCGUGAAUGAUUUGGGAUACACGAAGAGAUAUGUUCGGUGUUUGCAGAUCUCGGAGGUCGUAAAUAGUAUGAAGGACUUGAUAGAUUAUAGCAGAGAAACAAGAACAGGACCAAUCGAGAGUUUAGCCAAGUUUCCUCGGAGAAGAGGUCCUCUUUCGUCUGCACUGCCUGGUCCUUCUCCUCAGCAGCAACCCAAUGAACAGCUAAGGCAGAUUGCAAACAACGAUCAGAGUAACUAUGCCUUUAAUGCAGCAGCUUCUGCAUGCACCUCCUCCUCCACAAGCAGCAUCGCAGGGCUCAUCCACCAGAACUCCAUGAAGCAAAGGCAUCAGAACGCUGCCUACAAUCCUCCAAACAGUCCUUAUGGCGGAAACUCAGUUCAGAUGCCGUCACCUAGUUCCUCGGGCACCAUGGCGCCAUUAUCCCAGCAGCAACAACAACAACACAACCUGACAUCAUCAUUUCAGUCUCCAACUUCCUCAUCUAACAAUAACAACAACAACAAUCCCUCUCAAAACGGAGGGAUGAACAAUAAUCACAUGGGUUCCACAAACUCACCAGCAGUUCAUCAACAGGCUGGGGGUGAUGAAGCAAACGGGUCUAGUUCGGUGCAGAAGAUACUGAAUGAAAUCCUGAUGAACAACCAAGCUCAUAAUACUUUAGGAGGAGCAAGUAUGGUUGGGAACGAGGGGAAGGGAGGAGGUAGUAAUGUAAAUAGCUCUGAUGUUCUCAUGAUGAACAACAACAACAACAGCAGCACAAAUAUUGGAGGAGGAGGUGGUGGUGUUGUUGGGAUGGGAGCUAACGGGAACAACAAUGGUCUGAUGAUGAACGGAAGAGUUGGGAUGAUGGUGAGGGAUCCAAACGUGCAAUCGGAUCUAGGAAACCAACUCUUAGGAGCUGUCAAUGGUUUCAACAAUUUUCAGCGUGAUUGGAACAACGCAUAAUGAUGAAAGAGACUUAGAAUGUAUCUGCUUUGGGAAGCAAGGAUUAUGAAAGAGAUAAGAAAAAAUCUUUGUACAACAACUGCGUUUUUAAAUACCAACUUGAGUUGCUGUUUUCCUUUUUUUUCGAGAGUUUUCUGUAUGCUUUUAUAGUUAUAAUGUACAAUGAAUCAGAUGUUGUAUCCUUCAUUUAUCCCUUGAAACUUCCCUAAAUUAU
Raphanus sativus (radish) is the source of this 3340-nucleotide messenger RNA. RefSeq names its product transcriptional corepressor SEUSS. Lineage: Eukaryota; Viridiplantae; Streptophyta; Magnoliopsida; Brassicales; Brassicaceae. Gene Ontology annotation, cellular component: transcription regulator complex; nucleus. The coding region runs from base 685 to 3126 and encodes 813 amino acids. The transcript is spliced from 10 exons. Gene Ontology annotation, biological process: positive regulation of transcription by RNA polymerase II; negative regulation of transcription by RNA polymerase II. The record is from RefSeq and is a predicted model, not a curated record.